GUACGAGCAAAUGGCGGCCCGAUGCGACAGCGAUGGACGUGGAGAUGAGCACUAAGGAUAAGUGUCGUCUCUUCAGCGAACCCAACCACGAUUCCAUGGAGUUCUACAGCCCCCUCUACCCCGACCAAUACCCAAAGAACACUGAGUGUAUCCUCAGUCUUGAAGCUGAGUAUGGCUACGUCAUACGAAUAGACUUCCGGGACUACUUCAACCUAGAGCCAUCGGAAAAGUGCCAGUUCGACUUUCUGGAGGUGCGGGACGGCGCUCAUGGCUACUCCGAUCUCAAGGGCACCUUCUGCGGCAGCGUCUUUCCUCCCAUUAUCACCUCCAAGGACAGGCACUUGUGGCUCAGGUUCACCUCAGACGACACCAUUGAGGAGAAAGGCUUCAGGGCCGUCUAUCAAUUUAUCGAAAAUAAAGCCCUGGACCGGCCGGAGAUCGGUCCGUGCCAGUUCGAAGUGUCUGGAGUCCAGGGCCUCAUCUCUCACGACAACAUCAGCCAGUCGAGACUCAACUACUCAGUCGAAUACAACUACCCCGUCGACUGCACCUGGGUCAUCAAAGUGCGACCCUCAGAGAAGAUCUACAUGUUCUUUGAGACCUUCGAGCUACAAGAGCCUAACGAGUGUGAUAUGAACUACGUCGACAUCUUCGGCAAGGAGACAGACUUGAGGAACCGCCUCCAGCACUACUGUGGCUCCGUGGCCGACCCCUUCGUUACCAACGGCAACCUCAUGCACUUUCGCUUCUUCGCCGUCAAGAAGGCCCUCAAGUCGAAGUUCAGGGCCUGGUUCACCGCCUUCAGGGACCGCAUUCAAGACAACGACGACGAGACCCAGCAAUGUUUCGACACGGAAUAUGACUGUGACGAUGCUACCUGUAUCCACUACUCCCUCAGGUGUAAUGGUAUCAGAAAUUGUCGCCACGAGUACGACGAGGAGGGUUGUAACUCACUGAAGAAGCUGAAGUUCGACAUCCGCUCAGAGCACAUCAUCAUCAUCCUGACGUUGGGUUGCGGUCUGCUGGGAGGCAUGUGUUUCGCUAUGUGCUUCAACUGCAUUAGAAAACUCAUCAGGGAUGGCAGGCAAAUACAUGAAAAUAUUCGUCGAUCCCGUGAACAGCUGGAGGAGCGUAGUCAGCGGAGUCAGAGUAUGUCAGUCACAUCAUCACCCCAGGCAGCCCACAGACCUACCAUGAAUGAAAGCGGCCCCUGGUACAUCUCUGAUGCCAAGACCAAUGGUCAUCCCUGCAUAAGGCCGGAGUCGGAAUCUGAGAGUGAAGGUGAUGAGGAUGAGGACGAAGAGGAGAUUGAUGACAUGGAAGAGUCUUGUGUCGAGAUGCGUGAUUGUGAGUGUCAAACGAGGGACUCUCUGCUCACUCAGAGAGACUCUGGCCAGACUCGGCUUCCCAUGACGCCGCCACCCCCACCACCACCAAACAGACGCCCCCCAGGCCUUCCUCCCCUGGGCUCGGGUCCCCCUCCAUCAGUGCCCACCCCUCCCCCUCCCCCUGGUUCUCAUUACGGCCGGUUCCCAGCAGGAUCAUCAGGGCCACCAUCAGAUCACUAUGGCACUUACGGAAGAUCCCCGGUACCACGACACAAUGACCCCUAUGAGGUAGAUGAUCAAUCCGAUGAUCCCUAUGGUCAAAGGUACCGUGCUGAGGCUGUCAUUGAGAUGAGAGAACGAGGUCCCUAUGAACCUACCAAGUCGCCUAAAACUACACCUGAUGUUCUAGCUACACAUUGAAAUUGCAACGUUGUUAGGUAUUGACAAAUUUAUUAUAUCUCCAACCGGAGAUUCCCUGUACAUGACUCGGUUGUUAGAGUUCACCUGUACCUAUUAUGCACUCUUGAUAUUUAUUAGUCAAGAACUGCAGACUCAAAUAAUAAAGAUCAGACAAUGAAAGACAGGUAGAAUCGACGUCUUUCUCAGUAUGGAACUUUGGGUUCCAUAUAACUGCCUUUCCUUUUUCCUUGAGUCUUUGACAGCUAUUGAUAUGGUAGUCAGUAGCCCAGGAAGCCUCGGACCUUGCCUCAUAAAGUAAGAGAAAAUACUCCCCACCAGUGAAUAUAUCUGGUGUGAAUACAUUAAUUUCCUGCAUUAUACCUCAUUUUGUAUAUAAUUUAUAGAUUUGUUUCACUGACAUGGAGAUAUUUUUAGGUUGGAAAAUAUCAAGUCCUUUUGUAUUUUCGGAAAAAUAAUAGUUUUUGCCCAUGUUGAGAAGCGUCAGUGAUAUCCAAUACAUGUUUUGAAUCCUUAAGCAGUUUGAGAUGUUAAAUGCUGGUGUGUAUUAACAUUGACAAUUUCGGUAAGUUGUGGAAUAUUUAUUUUUCUUCAGUAUUUGGAAAAAAUACAUAAAUGAAUGUUUUAAAAAGUGAUUUAUUUUUUCAUAUUUUGAUUCUGCUGGCAAUUGUGAUUCACUAGACCAUUCUGCUCAUACAUUGAUAACUUUUAGCUGUAAAGAUUAGAUUUCUGAAGCCUGGAAAUGAAACCACUGCCAGCAUUUAUGAAAACUGAUGAUAAUAUUUAAAAACUAAGAUUAUCACUGGUUUUCGAAAUGAUAUCAUUGUUUUUCUGUUGUAUACUUUGCUGAUAUUGAGAUUUAAUUCUCGGUUGGAAAUGUAUGCAUCAGCGGGAUUUAAUGCAGAGAACAGGAUUUGAAAACUUGCAUUUAUAAUGAAUAUAUUUGCAUAUCUAUUUACACUUGUAAAUACAAUACUGUAAGAUAAUAAUUAUAUUAGAUUUUUUUCCAUAAAGACAAUCAAUGUAGAUGUUGGAAAAUGUACCAGGUUGAUGGUGUAAGACAUUUUAUACUGCCUUGUUUUAUAAGAAGAAUUUGGGAGUUUUGUAUGGCAGGCAUAUAUUAUUAAAUAUUAUUCCUUCCAUAUUGAAGAUGAGCUGAUAGCUUGAAUGCUAGAUCUAUUUUAAUUGUAACUGCUUGAAAGUACAGGGCAUUACGCCUUCUUGUUAAUCUGUCUAGCUCUAACUUAAUUUGUUAAUAUAUACAUGUGUAUGUAUG
Messenger RNA from Cherax quadricarinatus, 3021 nucleotides. The record is from RefSeq and is a predicted model, not a curated record. Lineage: Eukaryota; Metazoa; Arthropoda; Malacostraca; Decapoda; Parastacidae.